Molecule: messenger RNA, 1197 nt
Organism: Pelecanus crispus (Dalmatian pelican)
Lineage: Eukaryota; Metazoa; Chordata; Aves; Pelecaniformes; Pelecanidae
Source: RefSeq, a predicted model, not a curated record
AUGCAGUGGCGUCUCCGGUCUAGAAGACUGCUGAACAAGUUCAAGUGUCUCGGGGGGAGGAGCGAGUUGCCGGCAGAGGCGGUCGGCACAGGAGUGGGGCUGGUGGAAAGCCGAGACCGGGCACGGACGGUCUCCUGCCCUGGGAAGGAAGGAGCAGUAGAAGAUAAACAAGGGGUCAUGGCAAACGUAACCCAGAGCAGAGGAUUCCCACUUCAUCCAGUGAUGGAACAGCAGAACAAAAAGGCGGAUCCUUGGGAGCGUCUGCGUGGUGACCCUAGGGAGAGGUUUCAAAGGAGUGCCCAAAAAAGUCGACGCAUCUUGGGAGAAGUGACGUUUCUCCAGGGAAAUAGUGAACUGUCCGUUGAGGAUCUGAAUGAGACUAUUUUGAAAGACCACUGUUACUGUGUGAUGAGCGAGACGCAGCUCUCGCGUUGCACCCCACGUCCGUGUCCUCUGAGAGAGCACGACUACUGCAGAAACCAUAAGGUCGGUGUCUCGGCACUUAAGGACCACGAAUACUGUCACGUGCAAAGGACUCAUUAUCAGGGCAGAGUUAAUAAAAUUGUUCGUCUUACUGGUAAGGCUCGAGCCGUGCUUCACAGGCUGGCAAAGCGCAAAUCCCAAAUAGGGCGAAUCAUCAGGAAAGCCAAGCGAAUUAUGUGGCACUACAAGCCUUACGCCAACAAGAGGUUUGAGUUUCCUCAGGGUUCCUUUAGCACCGGCUGUCUUUCUGAACCUGCUGUCCAUCCUGCUAAGGCAGAAGACGACCCCACGAAGGGAACGUGUGGGGGAUUUUGUCCUGCAAAGCAGGAGACUGGUACCCCCCAGCCUCAGAGCGAGGGAGGGUCCCAAGGGGGGACAGCAGAAGCACUUCAUGACCCUGUGGUGUCCUUUGAACCAGUGGCUGCACCCCCACCCUCAAAUGCAGCUGCGGAGGUGAAGAGGGAAGCGACGCACCCCAAGGCAUCCGUACACCGCAAGGCGCAGAGGGCACAGCUGAUCUGGAGCCCAGACGCUAAGAAAAAUGUCGAAGGACAUGAACUCGUUAACUCAAAUUCUGUAUCGAUGCACGAUGCGUAUAAAAUGGUGAUGCAGACUGUCGAUCACAUGUUGGACUCCAUAUGUCAGAACUUCGAGCUCGGUGGCUUCUCUCAGUGUAAGGAUAUCUGGCCCAUCGUCAUUCAGAUAGACAGCUGA